This is a messenger RNA of Racocetra persica, 361 nucleotides long. The record is from the annotation of a GenBank genome assembly. Lineage: Eukaryota; Fungi; Glomeromycota; Glomeromycetes; Diversisporales; Gigasporaceae.
AUGGUAAUAAUACAAGCAUCAUUGAACAUGGUUGUGAAAAUAGAUGCGAUGAUGAAAGGAUUGCUAGAAACAUUGAUGGAAACUGGGUUUGACAGCGAUAGUGUAAAUCAUAAAAAUAGUAUAAUAAGUGUAUACAAAAUAGAUAGUUAUGAAGAGUCAUCAGUUAGGCAAAAUAAGGGUAAUAAUGCUACCCAAAUAAAGUGCAAAGAAAUUGGCUAUCUAUCUGCGUUGAAUAACAAGAUAUCCCUAAUGAUCAAACCUACCAAGAAAAUGCCUUAUAAUGAUAUUGAUGAAAAAGAUAGAGACAUGAAUUCUAAAAUGACAAUUUUUGAUAUUGAGUAUGAUAGAACGUAUAGUGUUG